This is a messenger RNA of Polypterus senegalus (gray bichir), 1888 nucleotides long. It is a transcript of the gene spata1, whose product is annotated as spermatogenesis associated 1. The record is from RefSeq and is a predicted model, not a curated record. The transcript is spliced from 12 exons. Bases 216 to 1682 code for a protein of 488 amino acids. Lineage: Eukaryota; Metazoa; Chordata; Cladistia; Polypteriformes; Polypteridae.
CUCCAUACUGAGUGCGGUCUGUAGCUAAAGACGCCAGGGAUUGCGCUAGUUGAGUACUUCGGUGGUGUUUUAAUUAAGGAUCUUCAGUUUUAUUGUAAUCAGAUUUAUUGGAUUUCUGACGGCCCACAUGUGUCGCGUAGCGGUUUGAUCAGCGAAGAGAAGCGCCACCUUAAAAGAGGUGGCACAAUGCGCUUUCGGUAAUCCACUUCGUCCAAAUGAGCAGGUUGUUCGCGGAUAGACGACCACCAACCGCGGGGUUGGUGGAGCUACACAUCUACUAUAUUCCAGACGAACAGUGGAAUUCAAAAUUAAAUACCGUCUCGGCAGAUGCCGUUAACAACUUCGUCUCCGCAGGAUUUAUACGGGUACAUCCUGAUCUGAAUCUACGGGAGCUAAGGGAACAACUUGCAGAUCUCUUGGGAGAAGAUGUGACAACAGAAAAGUUUGCAUUUCUCAAAUGUGUGGGCAGAAGCUUGGCACUGGUGAAAGCAAAGCAAGAAAGAGAGCUGAAGGCAAAGUCCUUUCUGCCUCCAUGCGCACCUCAGCCAGAAUUAUAUUUGUUACCACGUGGAAUGUAUCAUGGAGGCCUUUAUUCAGUAUCUCCAACACCUGAACUGCAAGACAUCCAGAAGGAUGAAAUCAAGAACUUUGUUUUCCCUCACAAGUUACCUGCUGAGAAAGCCUUUGCCAGCCGAUUGCCAAGGCCAAAACACAGGACUUCUCAAAAACCUCAUUCCGCAAUGGACACAGAAGAGCGGGAACAGUUUUUCUGGGAGAAAGAGAAGGAAAUGGAAAUAACAACAGACCACCAGUGGAACCGAAUCGAAGAGCCCCAGAAGAAAUUUCAAGAGAAACAUCCUUCUGCUGUAAUGAAAACAGUUGCAGAAAGGUUGCCAAAUGGAAAUAUGCAGGGAAAAAGUAGAACUUUGAAGGAUGUCCGGGUAUCGAGAAAUAACACCAGAGAUUCAGGAGUCCCAGAAUCCCUUGAGGACAAAGACUCUGAGAACUUGCAACGUCAUCUUCUAAGGGAAAUUGUGGAAAAUGGCAAGAAUCGGAAAAUAGUUAAUCAGGCUAAGGAUACUCCACAAUAUUCAUCUCCACCCUCACCGCCCUUGGUGACGAUGAGUUUUCAAAAGUCUCAGCUUCCAGCCUUUGCCACAGACAGAGAUGAACUUAUUGAACAAAUUAAAAUUGCUAAGAAAGAAAGAAAGCAAUUGGAAAAGACCAGACAGGAGCUAGUAAAGAAAGCAAAAGGUCUUCUAGCACAAAACUAUCAUGGAAGAAAUCAAGCAAGAGAUAUUUGGAAAAAGAGAUAUUUUGAGACAAAAAAGGCAACAGUUGUGCGUGAGGAAACACUGAAAAGGCUUUGCCAGGAGCUAGAAUUCGGUUAUCAGAAGAUUCAGCAACAGCUACAGACAAGAGAGCAGAGAAGAAAUCCUAGAAAUCCAGCUAAGAAUACAGACUCCAAGAAUAGUCUUUUAAUUCAAAUUACCACAGAGCAAUAUGAAAUUGACAACCUGAAAAGAAAAGUGGAUGAUGCCAAAAUGAAGCUUGUUACUGAGAUCAAGCUCAGGAAGCAAGCCUCUGUGGAAAUAAGAGCUCUCAGAGCUGAACUGACACAAAAGAAAACCCAGAGUUCCUUAACCAAUCUGAAUGAAUGGAGAGCACCUCAGACUUUUUAAAAUGUGUCACAGGCCGUCUUCAGAAGACUCGGCAGAAACAGGGAUUUCCAAGCAUGAUACAAUAAGAAAGCAUGGUCAACUACAAAUUGCCAAACUAAUAUUUUUUUUAAUAUUAAUGUUGCUACUGAAACAUAUUAAGAAUAAUGCAUUAUGUAUAAGGAUUUGUUCAUGUGAGAAUUUUAAAAUCAAUGUUAUUGCAUAAAAUA